AUGGCCUCCUGGCCGGCCUGUGGCAAGGCGAAUCCGCCUCUUAUUCGCGCCUAUCCGGCGCAAACGCCUCACAAGGCUUGCAGUAGUUAUCCCGCUGGCUUAUCUGAGGGCAUUGCAGCCUCGACAGCCUCGCGAAACGUUGCCUCGCCCUGCCUCGCCCGUCUCCCCGAGUUACUGCACUGCCGCCUGCCUGCCUGCCUGCCUGCCUGCCUACCUGCCUUGCCAUGCGUUGGUGAAAGUGUCAGAAUGACACACACCCAGUAG
Ustilaginoidea virens is the source of this 264-nucleotide messenger RNA. RefSeq lists its product as uncharacterized. The coding region runs from base 1 to 264 and encodes 87 amino acids. The transcript is spliced from 4 exons. NCBI's taxonomy places the organism in Eukaryota, Fungi, Ascomycota, Sordariomycetes, Hypocreales, Clavicipitaceae. The record is from RefSeq and is a predicted model, not a curated record.